UUGAGGUCGAACUCAGCGCCAUGAGGCCUCGGCGGCACUUGCUGCUCUUGCGUGGGAUGUUGCUUUGGGGUGAUAGUGGAGCCGCUGUCCCGCCUGGGAGAAGCGGAAUCUGGGCAGCUCGGCGCCAGUUAUCUGGCGCUGAGAGUGAUACUCUAAAACAAAGAAGAGCACAAAUCAUGUCCCGAGGACUUCCAAAACAGAAACCCAUAGAAGGUGUUAAACAAGUUAUAGUUGUGGCUUCUGGAAAGGGAGGAGUUGGAAAGUCUACGACAGCAGUGAACCUGGCACUUGCACUGGCAGCAAAUGAUUCGACAAAGACAGUUGGUUUGUUAGAUGCCGAUGUGUAUGGCCCUUCAAUUCCAAAGAUGAUGAAUCUGAAAGGAAACCCAGAAUUAUCUCAAAACAACUUAAUGAGACCUCUUUUGAAUUAUGGUAUUGCUUGUAUGUCUAUGGGCUUCCUGGUUGAGGAGACAGCACCAGUGGUUUGGAGAGGCCUUCUGGUAAUGUCAGCUGUUGAGAAAUUGUUAAGGCAGGUAGAUUGGGGUCAGCUGGACUAUUUAGUAGUUGACAUGCCACCUGGAACAGGAGACGUACAGUUAUCAAUUUCACAGAAUAUUCCCAUUUCAGGUGCAGUGAUUGUCUCCACUCCCCAGGACAUUGCACUGAUGGAUGCACACAAGGGUGCAGAGAUGUUUCGGAAAGUCCAUGUGCCUGUUCUUGGCCUUAUACAAAAUAUGAGUGUUUUCCAGUGUCCAAAAUGUAAAUACAAAACUCCUAUUUUUGGUACUGAUGGUGCCAGGAAACUAGCACGGACCCUUAAUCUUGACGUUCUAGGAGACAUUCCUUUACAUCUCAGUAUAAGGGAAGCUUCAGACAUAGGCCAGCCAGUUGUGUUCUCACAGCCUGAAAGUGAUGAGGCCAGAGCUUACCUGAGGGUUGCCGUGGAAGUGGUAAGAAGAUUGCCACCACCUCCAGAAUGAUUCCCAAGUGCCCUGGAUAGUGCCCUUGAUCAUAGGAGGACCUUUGGAAAUGAGUAGUGUGAUAGGUGGACCCUGUACAAAUUAUAACCAUAAUAGUUUCCUUUUAUUUCUAAGGAAAUAAUACCUUAUUUUCAGAUUUGAUUUACUAAGCUAUGACUUACUUGUGUAAUUUGCUUUGGCCGCAUGGGCAUUUGAAUUCAUGAUUUUGUGCUUGCUAGGCAAGUAUUCUAUGCACUAGAACCAUACCCAGCCAUCACAAAUACAGUUUUCAAGUAUCCAUGUUAACUGUUAUACUUUGGAUUUAAAAAAAAAAAAAAAAGCUGCUAUGGAUCAACUACGCCAAACUGCAUUUUAUUUUAUUGAUCACCAUCUUGAGAAAUCACAAUUAUUUGAUGUUACAAUACCAGUCUGGGAGAAAACUCUUUUGCAGGACCACAAUUGGUCAUGUAAAGAAUUUACUAAACUUGUGUAUGGACAUAAAGGUGUCACCUCUCACUGGCAUUUUAAUACUAUGGUCUAGGUUUGAAUAUUAUUAUGGUACCAUGUUAAACGAGAAUGAACCUAUGCUUCUUCUCUAGACUGGACUUUACCUCAGCUUUAAUGAAUCUGAAUCUCCAGGGUGGUACUUGGGCAUAUUUUUUUAACAAUGAUUUUGAUGAUGGCUUGGCUAAUAAUGGCAAUAAUGAUAAUAAAUAUUAAUGUUUAUCAAGUAUAUUUUGUGUGCUUGUAAUCUUCUAUUCAUGAGUGAGGUUGUACUGUUCAUUUAAUUUUUUUUUACAAAUAAAGAAAUGGAGGUAUAGGAAAGUUAAAUGUUACCAAGGGUUACCUUUUCUAAUACAUAAUAAAGCUGGGAUCCAACCACUUGGGUAUUUGGAUAUUGAAUUCCUCCUUUUGUGUACAAAUGUGCAUUUUUCAAUUUCAAAGGAGAGAAAUAUUUAUUUUUGAGAUCAAAUUACCCCUAACCUUCCUUUUAUGACAUUUCAUGAGUUCAUGCUUCAAAGAAUACACCUUGAAAAACAUGUAUGUUAUUUAAUUGAAGCUCAGAGUGAAGGAUGUUGCAAAGUCAAGAAGCAAAUAGUUGUAAAGUUAUAGGUACUGAUAGGAGUUAAUCCUCAGUUACGGUAAGUCUUCUGUGACCUUCAGCUCUUUUAUUCUGUAGUUAUCAGGCAGAAAGUUAGAAUUGCCAUCAUUACGAAAAUAUUUUCACACAAAAACCUCUACUUGAUAUUGCAGCCUUAUGUGUAAUACCCAAAACAAACCAAAAUUUCUUCAGCAAGUAAAUGGUGGAACAUCCUGAUCAUGAAACCACAAUUUAAAGUUUAAAAACAAUGAAACAAUAUGAAUUCCAGUGAAGAAGGAUGCUGAAUGUCAAAACGAUCCCAUAAGAAUACACACACGUGCGCACGUGCACACACACACACACACACAAUUUCAUUUAUAAGAACACAUUUCUGGCACUAUGUUAAGGAGGCAUAGGAAUAGAAGUAAAUGUGGCUAUAAGAACAAUUUGAGUGAUCAUAGUGAUGAUGAAAAUAUCCUAUAACCAUGACUGUUUUGUUACAUCUUUGUUUUGAUAGUUCCAUGUUACUAUUGGAGCAAACUGUGUUAAUAUAGAAUAGCUCUGUAAGAGGCAACUUAAAAGAUGCUUUUGUCAUGUCUUGUGAAUUAAUUAAACUUCUCGCAACUCUGUAUCUGUGCCCUUUAUCUGAGUUAUUCUGUUUCAGUCAACUUUGCAAUCACUAUGGACUCCAAGGAAGACCAGAUUCACAGAUAAGCAUGUUAUUUAGAAGGAACGUCGCCCUUUAGACAAGCAAUGUCUUCUUAUCUUAAAAGCAAGAGCCAAAAUUCAGGAAACCAUCUUGUUUCUGUUCUGUUCCAGUAAUAAAGUGAUAACUUUUUACACCUG
Dipodomys spectabilis (banner-tailed kangaroo rat) is the source of this 2886-nucleotide messenger RNA. It is a transcript of the gene Nubpl, whose product is annotated as nucleotide binding protein like. Gene Ontology annotation, biological process: iron-sulfur cluster assembly; mitochondrial respiratory chain complex I assembly. Lineage: Eukaryota; Metazoa; Chordata; Mammalia; Rodentia; Heteromyidae. The record is from RefSeq and is a predicted model, not a curated record. Bases 21 to 980 code for a protein of 319 amino acids. Gene Ontology annotation, cellular component: mitochondrion. The transcript has 11 exons. Gene Ontology annotation, molecular function: 4 iron, 4 sulfur cluster binding; ATP-dependent FeS chaperone activity; ATP binding.